AUGAACGCCAGCGGCCCGGGCUACCCGCUCGCCUCGCUCUACGUGGGCGACCUGCACCCCGACGUGACCGAAGCCAUGCUGUACGAGAAGUUCUCGCCCGCCGGCCCCAUCCUGUCCAUCCGCGUGUGCCGCGACGUGGCCACCCGCCGCUCGCUGGGCUACGCCUAUAUCAACUUCCAGCAGCCGGCGGACGCGGAGCGGGCACUGGACACAAUGAACUUUGAAGUGAUCAAAGGCCAGCCCGUCCGCAUCAUGUGGUCGCAGCGAGACCCCGGACUCCGCAAGUCGGGUGUGGGCAACAUCUUCAUCAAGAACCUGGAGGACUCCAUUGACAACAAAGCCUUAUAUGACACGUUCUCCACCUUUGGGAACAUCCUCUCUUGCAAGGUGGUAUGUGACGAUCACGGCUCCCGAGGCUUUGGCUUUGUCCACUUUGAGACCCAUGAGGCAGCGCAGCAGGCCAUCGCCACCAUGAACGGGAUGCUGCUGAAUGACCGCAAAGUCUUCGUCGGCCACUUCAAGUCCCGACGGGAGCGGGAAGCAGAGCUGGGAGCGCGGGCCGUGGAGUUCACCAACAUUUACGUGAAGAACCUCCAUGUGGAUCUGGAUGAGCAGGGCCUGCAAGACCUCUUCUCCCAGUUUGGGAAGAUGCUGAGUGUGAAGGUGAUGAAGGAUGAGAGCGGCCACUCCCGAGGCUUUGGUUUUGUCAACUUUGAGAAGCAUGAGGAAGCCCAGAAGGCGGUGAUGGACAUGAAUGGGAAGGAGGUGAGCGGGCGGCUGCUGUACGUGGGCCGGGCCCAGAAGCGGGUGGAACGGCAGAAUGAGCUGAAGCGCAGGUUUGAGCAGAUGAAGCAGGACCGGCUGACCCGUUACCAGGGUGUGAACCUGUACGUUAAAAACCUGGAUGACUCCAUUGAUGAUGAGAAGCUGAGAAAAGAGUUCUCUCCCUAUGGAGUGAUUACCAGUGCUAAGGUGAUGACAGAGGGUGGCCACAGCAAGGGGUUUGGCUUUGUGUGUUUUUCCUCUCCAGAAGAGGCGACCAAGGCCGUGACCGAGAUGAACGGGCGCAUCGUGGGCACCAAGCCGCUGUACGUGGCACUGGCCCAGCGCAAAGAGGAGCGGAAAGCCAUCCUCACCAACCAGUACAUGCAGCGUCUCUCCACGGUGCGGGCCCUGGGUGGCCCCCUCCUGGGCUCCUUCCAGCAGCCCGCCAGCUACUUCCUGCCUGCCAUGCCCCAGCCUCCAGCCCAGGCUGCGUACUACGCCUCUGGCCCCCCCAUGCAGCCCUCCCCCAGGUGGACAGCCCAGCCUCCGAGACCGUCCUCCAUCUACCCUCCAGGUGCCUCUGUGGUCCGGCCACCAGCCAUGUUGCGGCGCCCCCCGGCCCAGGUUGGCGGUGUCAGGCAGGCCUCUACCCAGGUGCCGCCCCUGGUGCCCCACGCCCAAAGAGUGGCCCACAUUGGUACCCAGACCACAGGAGCCGGCGGGGCCGGAUAUUCUACCCCAAGCGGGCCUCUCCUGACACACAAAUACUCCACAGCAACACACAACCCUGGGGUGGAGGAGCCCGCUGUGUGCAUCCCGGGACAGGAGCCCCUGACGGCGUCCAUGCUGGCUGCAGCGCCGCUACAUGAGCAAAAGCAGAUGAUUGGUGAGCGUCUGUACCCCCUUAUCUACGAUACCCACACCCAGCUGGCCGGCAAGAUCACGGGCAUGCUACUGGAGAUCGACAACUCGGAGCUGCUGCUCAUGCUGGAGUCCCCAGAGUCCCUCAAUGCCAAGGUGGAAGAGGCCUUGGCAGUGCUGCAGGCACACCAGGCCACAGAGCUGACGACUGUGAAUGUGCUCUGAGACCAGAAAAUGGAAUCCUCCCUCCCCUGGCUGACAACAGAAUGGCGUUUCCUGUUCUUG
This is a messenger RNA of Enhydra lutris kenyoni (northern sea otter), 1911 nucleotides long. Its product is annotated as poly(A) binding protein cytoplasmic 1 like. Gene Ontology annotation, molecular function: poly(U) RNA binding; poly(A) binding; mRNA 3'-UTR binding. The record is from RefSeq and is a predicted model, not a curated record. NCBI's taxonomy places the organism in Eukaryota, Metazoa, Chordata, Mammalia, Carnivora, Mustelidae. Bases 1 to 1851 code for a protein of 616 amino acids. Gene Ontology annotation, cellular component: nucleus; ribonucleoprotein complex; cytosol. The transcript is spliced from 15 exons.